UCAUACUUGAACCCUUCAGCACUGUCAUCGUGCUAUACUUUUGUUCAGGCAGUACUUGGCCGCCACGUUAGCCGGCGUCGUACAGGACCUUUCAACAUGGCGGCGACGGGUACAAAGUCGGUUUUGUUCGUUUGUUUGGGGAAUAUCUGCCGAUCCCCCAUUGCUGAAGCAGUCUUCAGGAAGAUGGCAACUGAUGGUGGCAUCGUUGAUCAGUGGAUCAUAGACAGUGGUGCCACAUCAGACUGGAAUCUAGGCAGCUUACCGGAUGCCCGCGGUCUAGCCUGCCUCAGGAAGCAUGGCAUUGACACGGACCACAGGGCGCGACAGGUGACCAAGGAAGAUUUCAUGAGCUUUGAGCACAUUCUGUGCAUGGACGAGAGCAAUCUGAGUGACUUGAAACGGAAGGCAAAGUCUGUGAAAGAUUACACAGCAAAAAUUGAGCUUCUUGGUUCUUAUGACCCCCAGAAGCAGCUGAUCAUCCAAGACCCUUAUUAUGUAAGUAUUUAAACAAAUCCCUAUGUUCAACUUUAUUGC
This is a messenger RNA of Neolamprologus brichardi, 534 nucleotides long. Lineage: Eukaryota; Metazoa; Chordata; Actinopteri; Cichliformes; Cichlidae. The record is from RefSeq and is a predicted model, not a curated record.